Messenger RNA from Ornithodoros turicata, 982 nucleotides. RefSeq names its product holocytochrome c-type synthase-like (gene Cchl). The transcript is spliced from 4 exons. Gene Ontology annotation, molecular function: holocytochrome-c synthase activity. Bases 306 to 953 code for a protein of 215 amino acids. NCBI's taxonomy places the organism in Eukaryota, Metazoa, Arthropoda, Arachnida, Ixodida, Argasidae. The record is from RefSeq and is a predicted model, not a curated record. Gene Ontology annotation, cellular component: mitochondrion. Gene Ontology annotation, biological process: cytochrome c-heme linkage.
UAUCCAACACAAUCCAAUCCGACGCCGAUAUUUGACCGCAUGCCCGUAGCGGAGGGUGCACCGGCUCUGCGCGCAUGUGCCCUCUAAUGUAUCAUAUAUUGCGUAAAUAAGGAUUUUGUGAAGCAAGAGAGGUGCACUGCUUGUAGUUCCGAGCGUGGUUGCUCACGUGGAAUGCUCUGGAGCAAAAUUGAAAAGACUGUGUGAAAGUGCGGUUUCGUUUUGUGAUCUGAUGAUACGUUCUACCGAAUACAUCUGUUGAAGGGCUCGCAUCUUUCUCGAGAAGCUGUUUUUCUUCAGAAAUUACCAUGUCGGAGUGCCCAAUGCAUGCUACGAGUGGAGAAUGUCCAUUCAAGGACGCGGGGAUAAAUCCGGACAACAUGAUGGAGCACCCAAAUCAGAAACCGUCGCCCGAUCAGCCAUUCCCACUGCCCACGGAGCGCGUUGUCUCCAGCAUCCCCAAGGCUGGGGGCGCUGAGGGUGAGAAGUGGGUAUAUCCUUCCCAGCAAAUGUUUUGGAAUGCUAUGCUGCGCAAGGGAUGGCGGUGGAAAGAGGAAGAUAUUAAACAGCAGGACAUGGCACACAUCAUUCACAUUCACAACGCCAACAACGAGAUGGCCUGGGAAGAGGUGCUCAAAUGGGAGGCACUACAUGCCAAGGAGUGCUGCAAUCCCAGGCUCAAGAGGUUCGGUGGGAAGGCAACAGAGUACUCUCCGCGAGCGCGCAUACGACAUUGGCUCGGGUAUGAGCUACCGUUUGAUCGGCACGACUGGAUCGUGGACCGCUGUGGCAAGGAAGUCCGUUACGUCAUAGACUACUACGACGGCGGUCCCGUGAGCCCCGAUUCCGGUCGCUUUGCACUGCUGGACGUACGGCCCGCCAUGGAUUCCCUCACAAACAUAUGGGACAGAAUGAAAGUGGCUUGGUGGCGUUGGACAGUCGCUACAAAAGAAUGACCUACAAAUAAAAAGCUCUUAUAUUAGUG